Molecule: messenger RNA, 1779 nt
Organism: Brugia malayi
Lineage: Eukaryota; Metazoa; Nematoda; Chromadorea; Rhabditida; Onchocercidae
Gene: Bma-cho-1
Exons: 11
Coding region: 1-1779 (592 amino acids)
Biological process (GO): transmembrane transport; acetylcholine biosynthetic process; choline transport
Cellular component (GO): plasma membrane
Molecular function (GO): choline:sodium symporter activity
Source: RefSeq, a predicted model, not a curated record
AUGAUUGAUUACUUGGGCGUUGUAGCUAUUGUAUUCUUUUACCUGCUGAUUCUUAUUGUCGGCAUUUGGGCUGGCCGAAAAGCGAAAGAUGUCAACUCAAUGUCCAUUGAUGGUGAGCAAACUGAAGAGGUUAUGCUGGCAGGCCGAAAUAUUGGUACUUUAGUAGGUAUCUUCACGAUGACUGCAACGUGGGUUGGUGGAGCUUAUAUCAAUGGUACUGCAGAAGCGCUCUACAAUGGCGGUCUUCUAGGAUGUCAAGCGCCAUUCGGUUAUGCAUUAUCACUAGUCAUUGGUGGCAUACUUUUUGCGAAAAAGAUGCGUGAUGAAGGCUAUAUCACAAUGUUGGAUCCAUUCCAGGUGAAGUAUGGCCAAAGAGUUGGUGGUCUUCUGUUCAUCCCUGCUCUUCUUGGGGAAGUAUUCUGGACAGCUGCGAUUUUAUCAGCUCUUGGAGCAACAUUAUCAGUGAUUCUAGCGAUUGAUAUGACAUUGUCAGUAAUAAUAUCAGCAAUAAUUGCAGUAUUUUAUACUUUCACUGGUGGUUUGUACGCUGUUGCAUACACGGAUGUUGUACAGCUAUUUUGCAUAUUCGUCGGCUUGUGGGUUUGUGUACCAGCAUCACUGUUGCAAGAUAAAACGAAAGAUUUAUCAAGGAAUGCAGCGGAUUGGAUUGGUACCAUUGGCGGAUUUAAGGAAACGACACUGUGGAUAGACUGCAUGCUGCUACUUAUUUUUGGUGGUAUCCCCUGGCAGGUAUAUUUUCAACGAGUACUAUCAUCAAAAUCAUCAUCAGGUGCGCAGAAGUUAUCAUUUGUGGCGGGUAUUGGUUGUAUUUUGAUGGCUAUACCACCUGCCUUAAUCGGAGCCAUUGCUCGAAAUACUGAUUGGAGGUUAACCAAUUACAAUCCAUGGAACAAUGGCACAAAAAGCGAAUCAAUUCUUGUUGAUCAGACAAAUAUGGUUGUGCCACUAGUUUUUCAGCACUUGACUCCAAAAUGGGUUGCAUUCAUCGGACUCGGUGCAGUAUCAGCUGCAGUAAUGUCAUCCGCUGAUUCUUCGGUUCUUUCAGCAGCAUCUAUGUUUGCACACAAUAUAUGGAAGCUGGCUAUCCGCCCAAAUGCCCAUGAAGAAGAGGUGAUUUGUGUGAUGCGUAUUGCAAUUAUAGCAGUUGGAUUCUGUGCAACUUUAAUGGCGCUUACAAUAAACAGCAUUUACGGCUUAUGGUAUCUAUGUGCAGAUCUUGUCUACGUUAUACUUUUUCCACAACUUGUUUGUGUUGUAUAUUUCAAGCACUCCAAUACUUACGGAUCAGUCACUGGUUAUAUCGUGGGAUUAUUGCUAAGGCUAUCUGGAGGCGAGCCACUUCUUUCUUUCCCAGCAUUUAUCCAUUACCCUAUGUACGAAGAAGUGAUUAAAGAAGAUGGUACGAUAUUAGGGACUCAGUUCUUCCCGUUUCGAACAAUGGCCAUGUUGGGCUCAUUCAUCGCUUGCAUUGGAACCUCUUAUCUUUCCGAAUAUUUAUUCGCAAAUGGAAUAUUACCAGUCGGAAUGGAUUUCUUGAAGUGUGUCGUUAAUAUACCACCCGAACGCAUUGCGCUGCAUUCAGAUGUCAGUUUUAACGUAAGCAGUGAAACACUAAAUGCGCAGAGAGCAAAAGAUUCAGGUGAUAACUACACCAGAAGAAACUUUCUGAAACCACCUGAAACGUUAACGAUCACAGAGUUAAGUACGCUACAACCCUCCAAUAACAAAGAUUACCUAACACUAAGUAAAGAUAUAUAG